GCUAAAUGAAAAUCUGAAUUACACCCGUUCGAUCUCUAUCUUUUUGAAGGCCAGAGCCAUUGUUCCCAUAGCAGGUUCCUUAAUUAGGGGUGAGGAAAAUGGAGAGAAAAGAGCGAAAGAUAAUGGUGGGUGUGGAUGAGAGCGAGGAGAGCAUGUUUGCACUGUCCUGGUGUAUCACCAACCUUAUUGCCGAUACCCCCAACGUUAAACUAGUGCUCCUCUAUGUCAAGCCACCUCCUCCUGUUCACUCCUUCAAUGUUGCAUGGUAUUCCAGUCAUGCUAUCUUAGCUAUGGAACAACACGGCAAGGAUUUGGCUAAUUCAGUAAUGGAAAGAGCUGAAGCCAUUUGCAAGGACUUCAAAACCACAAAUAUGAAAAAGGAGAGAGUAGUUGGGUGCGGAGAUGCCAAGGAUGUGAUAUGCAGUGCAGUUCAGAAACUUGAGGCUGAUACCUUGGUCUUGGGAACUCAUGGUUAUGGAUUUUUUAAGAGGGCACUUAUUGGAAGUGUAAGUGAUUAUUGUGCCAAGCAUGCAGAGUGUACUGUUGUAGUCGUGAAGCAACCAUGUCCAUAAGAUCAGGAAUUCUCCUUUUCUUAUUAUCCUCUUCCACACAGGAAGCAGAUAGCAGGACAUAUCAUAACAUUCUCGGGGGCGUUCACUCUUGUCCCUUACAAAUUAGAUAGCUUGUUUUUUCUAUACAUAUAUGUUAGAACAAAUGAAAGUUUGAAAAAAAAAAGAAAGGAAAAAAAAAGAAAAAAAAAAACUUCAAGUCCUA
Molecule: messenger RNA, 774 nt
Organism: Glycine soja
Lineage: Eukaryota; Viridiplantae; Streptophyta; Magnoliopsida; Fabales; Fabaceae
Product: universal stress protein A-like protein
Exons: 4
Coding region: 99-572 (157 amino acids)
Source: RefSeq, a predicted model, not a curated record